Molecule: messenger RNA, 1319 nt
Organism: Branchiostoma belcheri (Belcher's lancelet)
Lineage: Eukaryota; Metazoa; Chordata; Leptocardii; Amphioxiformes; Branchiostomatidae
Exons: 5
Coding region: 137-460 (107 amino acids)
Source: RefSeq, a predicted model, not a curated record
GAGUGACAUCCGUGACGCACUGACGUUAGAGUGGGUGGAGGCUAUAUAAGAGACGGUUUCAGGCUUACAAGCCGACUUCUCACAGGAGCAACAGAGCUGCACAGCCCUGCAAAGUACCAAGCGAAUAUCAGUGAGAAUGGCAGCGGUUUUCUGGUUGACGUGCUGGGCCCUGAUCUUCUCGGUGUUCUACGGGGCUGCUGAUGGUCAUGACGGCAUCCCGAUGGAGCUAGAACCGUCUGAUGAUGAGGGUGUGAUGCCUAACAGAGACGUGGUGGCGCUGCUCGUGAGUCGCCAGGUAGACCCGUGCCUUCUGCCGUCCAGGCUUCGCCCGCCUAGCUGCAUGCGGCAGUACGGCAGGUACUACAAGAGGAUGCCUCAGGCCACCACCCUAGCCAACAAACUCAGGGAAGCAGCAGCAGGCAAGCAGGUUCGCAUGCGAACGCAGCAGCCUAUGUGGUGAGAAAAUGAAGCCGAGAUCAGCACUACUUGGAAGCUUCAUCUGGAACAAGUGUUGAUGCUUUGAAUAAUAACAUUGUUGAAAGAUGAAACGAAACGCGGAUUUGAAAAAAAAACUGCAGAACAACAGAUUUUAAGUGUUUCUUCACGUCGUAUUGUGUUCGUGCACCUGAUUAUUUGAUGUUAGUAACGUUGGAAAUGCACUGAUUAUAAAGAAUUUGAUUCUUGAAUAAUUAGCUAACGUCGUUUUGGACCUCGUAACCCUAUAGUUAUCUUGAUACCGCAUUAACGAUAGCCGUAUACAUGCACAAUUUGGCUGAUAAUGCAUAUAAUGUAUGGCUCAUAAAUUAUCAUAUCACUAGUCGUUUGCCAUUAUAUAACAUUAGGACGGUAAAAUGUAUUUUUUUUUCAGAUUUCUUUACAAAGUUGACUUAACCCUUCUCCAUUUCGAAUAAGUGACAUUCAGGGAGUGGAGGUGCCAAAAUAUUUCACCAAAGCUAGAAACACAGCUGUCAGCCAUGUUUGUUUACAUUCUAGUAGUUUGUGGUGGCACCACAAACUCCGUGCGCCUCGUGUGGCCUGUUCUAGCGCCAAACAUUAAUGUAAGAAAUGUGAGAUAAUUGCACACAUAUGUCACACGAAGGUUUUGUUCAGUUAAAAUAUUUCAAUUUUAAUGCAAAAAUGUUAUAUAAUGCCCCUUUUAAGAAUCGCAUUCAGAACGUCCUAUACAUCCCGUACCACAGUUAACUUCUACUCUAUCGUCUGUAGGUGUUUGCACCAGAAGAAAAAUCAGUUCUCUUGUUUUUUAGUCUUUCAGUCGUUGUUGUUGUAUGGUGCGUGAGCUGUUGUAAUGCUACUACUGG